GGGGCGGGUUUUCCAAGUGCGUGCGUUUCUUAAUACUGAAUAUGAUCUUUCCAGAUUUUUAGUGUCUCACAUCUUAUGGGAUCACUGUCAUUGGGUUAUUAUCCUUCAUGUGAUGUGGCGACGGCAACAUCUGGGUCAGCUUCUACAGACGAUCGACAAUCAACUCUCAUUUAUCCAUGUAUUAAGAUAAUGAACAUCACUGGAUUCGAUGCUGAACGGUAUAAAGUCAUCAAGGGUGAAUAUACACCACUCGCAUGUUAUGGUGAAUUACGAAUUAAUUAUUGUAUCACACGUGAUAUCCCUUUCCUAUCAAAUUCAUUUAUUACAAAUUGGUCUCAAACACAAGUUAAUCUUGACAGACAAUUGUACGAUAAAUGAUACAAGUGUAGAUUUGUUUUCUAGAUUUAAUGAAGCCUUUGAUUUACCCUUACCAUAUAAUGCCUUGUAUGACUAUAAUGGAAUUUGUUUUGUCCUGUCAUCUACGUAUACGGAUAAAAAAGGUAUGCAUGAACAGUUAAUAGCUGGUGCGAACAUGAAAUUAUAUAAUUCUAAAAAGUAAGUUAAUAGCAACUAUCAUUUAUCUACAUUACCGUAUUAUGUGGACUAAAAUGUGUAAGUCAGCAAACCAUACUAUUUUGUCCCCGUGUCUGACUGUGGUAUGAGUGAACGAAGAUGCUAGUGAAAUGUAUAACCUAUUUGACUUCGUAAAUGUGCUGAUCAUUCGCGUUAAGAUGACGUAAAAAUGAAAAGUCUAAUACGAAUCGCAUUUAAGAUAUCUAUAUUUUAGAAUUUUGUAUGAGCAGGCAAAAUGAACAAGUGAGUACGAAAACCGAUUGGGUACAGGCACGAGUAACUUUAAAAAAGCUGCUCAAUGAGUAACGAGUGACUUAGUCUUUAUAUAAAGUGAAUAACGUAUGGAUUAUAGACUACCAAUAUGAGUAUAAGUCAACAUACGCACACCAAUGAAGAUCAGAUAACAGAUAGGGUUGGCUAUGCUACUAUGCGAUGAUACCCAAGCCAUGCAAUCCGCACUUAAUCAGUUGGCAAUUAGUGUUCGUAGGUAUGGUAUAUGCUUUGCCUCUUCGAAGUACAGAGCGCUUUUACAUGACUGAUAGGACUCUGAUCCUGCAUUCACUCUGAGUAGUGAGUGGAUAGAAGUAGUCGAGUUCGUGUAUCUGGGUAGUUGUGUAAGUGUUGGUGGUUGAGUGAGUGAUGAAAUCAAUUCACGAAUGGUGGAAGCCAGGGCAGCUUAUGCCCAUCUUGGCCAUCAUUGGUGCUUUCGUGAUGUUAGUCUGGCUGUGAAAGUUCGGAUUUACAACGCGUAGGUGAGAGGAGGUUUUCUCUAUGCCUGUGAGACCUGACCUCUUUAAUUUGAGGAUGUUAGAUGACCAUCUGUGUUUGAUAAUCACUGUAUCCGAAGGAUUAUUGAUAUCUGGUUGCAACAUCAUGCUAGCAAUGUAGAAGUUUGGCAUCUUGUGUCCAGGCACAGCGUCGAUAAUUCAUCUGGUGACAGUAUAUUGAAACAUCGACUUGUGACACUGGCUUCGGUGGGUUGGACAUGUCUUACGAAUGUUGUCCCAGAAAACUCCACAUUGUGAAAUAUUUUCCGAUGUCGGGACUGGUUGGAAAAAGAGGAGUGGUGGUCAGUGUAUGACAUGGUAUCGCGGUAUGAAAAAAAGCUGGACUGACUUUUGUUGAUCUUUCACGACUCCCUAGUUGGGUUCCUGAAGAUGGCGCAACACAGCGGCCUGAGACAUUAUGAGGCAUGUCUCAGAAUAGAAGCUAGUGGAUAUCCUGCUGUAAUUUUCUCUUGCUUUGUUCAUAAAAGUGAACGUAGCUUUUUUAACUAAGAAUUUUUUCUGGUUGUAUUUUUCUUAAUUGAACAGCUUUUCUCCUUAGACAGGAUAUCCCUCACUAUCAAGUUAGAUGUUUGUAUCGCUUCGAUUGUCAUUAUCCUUAACAGUUCAAAUAAUUAUACUUCUCUCCUGACCUAUAAUAAGAACACUUACUUUGUGGUCUACCAACACUUCAACUAUUACAGCGAUUUCUACAUCAGAAAUUGUUCCUUAUAUAUCCAUGCAAUCGGUUAUGUUUAAGUAUGUUUUAAUUUUUUAGACAUUCAUAUCUCAUUUCACAAGUGAGAUAUUUUAAUCGCACUAAUUUGAUUUGAUUGUUAAUUAGUUGACUAAUUUGAUGUAACUUAGUUAUCAAUUGUAUACUUGUGUAUGUGACUUCAAGACGCACUUUGUAUGAAGAUCACCAAUAGUACCCAGCUGCCUAAACUGAAAUUAUAGAAGCAAGAUGUAGUUGUUUUACCUUAACCAGUCCACCGUUCCACUAUCCAGUUAUGAUAUCCAGCAAGUAUGCCUCAUAGCCUACCAGUAUUGUAGUAGAUUUGUCUAAAUUAGAUAUCUGACUUAAGAAUCAUAAGUGCUGUUGUAUAGCUAUACUUUAUGUCGUUUACUUGGAAAACUGUUCACAGAAACAAAUGAAUAUAUAUAUAAUAUUUAAAUAAUUUUCAGAGUAUUUCGACAAGGAAUUUACGAACUUGAACUACAUCCUUUGGAACCGUUAGGUGUUUAUCGACUAGAGGAUGUUGAAAAAUUAGUAAGGGAACCUACUUUUGACUCGAAACCUUCGAAUAUGGAUACCAUGAAUCAAAUCCUUAAGACGAGUCGUAAACACCUUCGUAAUGAAUUGUUAGAAACACCAUUAGAUCGACAUUGUAUGCCAGAUGUGGAACAUGCAGUUGAUGAAGCAAAACGAGCUAGCGGACGUUUAUUUCUCAGUGUAAAAUUUGAGUUUUCACGAAGCCAUCCAUCUGUGUAUAUGCCUGUAAUAUUUCAGCGUCCAUUUCUACCUGAACAGUCAGAAUUACGAGCUGAUCGAUGGAAUCCAGUAGAUGAAAAGUACUUUAAAAUGACACGUAAUGCUCGUACAGCUGACGUGGAUCGUGCACGUAAACCUAAUAAAGACAUAUUAGAUAGAUUGAAACUUGUUCUUGAUUUACCACCGGGAUUAAAUAUAUCCGAGUCAGAUGGGGAUCUUAUCUGGAAGUAUCGAUUUUAUUUAGCUGACAAAUUCCCUGAAACUUCUUUAGCUAAAUUCAUUUUAUCUGUUCGUUGGGAAUAUACAGAACAAGUGAAUCAAGCUGUUGAAUUGUUAAAACAAUGGCCAACAAUAGCGCCUGAACAUGUCCUAGAACUGUUCACUCGUCAAUUUCUUCAUCCUGCCGGUAGAAGGUUCGCUGUACAUCGUUUGGAAGCUGCCAGUGAUGAGGAACUUAUCUUAUACUUAUAUCAACUUGUACAGGCAUUACGCUAUGAAAAUUGGCAUGAUAUAUUUUCAGUUCGACCUAAAAGGAAUGAUCGAACUUCUAAACGUAAUGUUUCAGAUGUUAUAAAAGAAGGUAAUUCUGAAGAGGUGAAAUCUACAAGUUUGACAUCAAAUCGUAAAAUACCAUCAUCUUUUCGUACUGGACGAGGUGGUGCAUUGUCAAAUAUUGAACGUAGUCGUGAAGAAUUAAUCGGAUGGCACUCUGAUUUGAAAAAAGAAUGGAAAGAAGAUUUAGCCAGUUUCCUCAUAAGACGUGCUCAACUAAAUUUUCGUAUUGCAAAUAACCUAUAUUGGUUUUUACGCUUAGAAGCAAACAGCAAUGAUGGUGAAGAUGAUUUCUCAGAACAGGAUACACUAAAUUCACCGGAUACUCAAAAGAUGUAUAAACAUGUUUUGAAUAGACUUUUACAUGCUUUUGAUGCUGGUAGUCCUACUUGUCAAAAAUGGAACAUAGAACUACUACAACAAACACAAUUCAUUCAAGAUUUAUGUCGGUUGCUAAAAUCAGUUACCAAUGAUUUGGGUAAUCGUUCACGUAAAAUUGAAUUGUUAAGAUCAAAGUUGGAUAGUGAAGAAUAUGCUCAUAUUAGGCAUAUUGACAGACCAUUCCCACUUCCUUUAAAUCCGGAUAUUAUUGUAUGCGGCGUACAAUCGUCUACAGCUACACUAUUCAAGAGUUUUCAACGACCUGCAUUACUGACUUUUAUCCAACCGAAUGGCGAUACGUAUCGAGCUAUUUUAAAACAUGGUGAUGAUUUACGCCAGGAUCAAUUGGUUUUACAAAUGAUUGAGUUAAUGGAUGUGAUCCUUCGCAAAGAAAAUUUCGACCUUCGACUGACACCGUAUAAAGUUUUGGCUACAAGUAACCGUCUCGGUUUAGUUCAAUUUGUUGAGUCUAUUUCAUUGGCUGAUAUUCUUCAUCGCUCCACAUUACUAGCUUAUUUACAAUUAAAAGCUCCGAGUCCAAAUAGUCCUAUGGGUGUUCAAAAAGACGUAAUGGAAACAUAUAUUCGCUCCUGUGCUGGUUAUUGUGUCAUCACUUAUCUUCUUGGAGUAGGUGAUCGUCAUAUGGAGAACUUACUGCUCACUGCUGAUGGUCAUUUAUUUCAUAUUGAUUUUAGUUUUAUUCUUGGUGCUGAUCCUAAACCGAUGGCACCUGAAGUAAGAUUAACUCGUGCAAUGAUUGAUGGUAUGGGUGGUCCAAAUUCAAAUCAAUUUAAUGAAUUUUGGAAAAUCACUUUUACAGCUUUUCUUAUUUUAAGACGGCACGCGAAUUUAUUUUUGACUCUAUUUUCCUUGAUGUCAAACACAGGAAUACAGAGUUUCAAUGGUCAACAAAAUAAUGCAUCUGAAUUUUUAAAAGAACAUUUCUGUGUACAUCAGUCAGAAGAGAAAGCUGUUAGUCGACUGGCUAAUCGUAUGACUGAAUCCAUCAAGGCUAUUGUACCUGAUAUUAUGGAACGAAUACACACUAUUGUACAAUACAUGAGGAACUAAUCAAAUCUUUCAAUCAUCUAAUUGUGAUAAGACAUUCAGUGACCUUUUUUUGUCAAACUUAUAUUUUCAUAACAAAAAAAUAUCAUGAAUUAUCAUCAGAAAACUUUUGUUUACAAAAUGGUUCAACCAAUAUGCUAAACAUUACAGUAUUUCUUAUCAUUAUGUAAUAAUUUUAUUGUAACAAUCUAUGUACAUGAAUGAUAAUAAUAAUAAUAAUUUUGAUGAUUGUCUUAUAU
Messenger RNA from Schistosoma rodhaini, 5069 nucleotides. Lineage: Eukaryota; Metazoa; Platyhelminthes; Trematoda; Strigeidida; Schistosomatidae. The record is from the annotation of a GenBank genome assembly.